Molecule: messenger RNA, 2159 nt
Organism: Cydia amplana
Lineage: Eukaryota; Metazoa; Arthropoda; Insecta; Lepidoptera; Tortricidae
Product: late secretory pathway protein AVL9 homolog
Exons: 8
Coding region: 110-1987 (625 amino acids)
Cellular component (GO): cytoplasm
Source: RefSeq, a predicted model, not a curated record
UGCUGUCAUUCUUUGAUUGUGCGACGAGUACUAAAUUCGUUGUUUUUGUAAAAAAAUCCGUCUGAAAAUGCCCUGAUCAUCAAAUCCCCAUAAAAUAAAAUACAACAUCAUGUCUUAUAUAAAUGAGCCAGUGCUCAAUAUAAUAGUUGUGGGUUUUCACCAUAAAAAAGGCUGCCAGGUGGAGCACUGUUACCCCGAGUUGGUCCCUGGCCGGCCCACUGAGCUGCCCUCGGCAUGGCGGCAUCUUCCAGCAUUGGCAUUGCCCGACGGUUCUCAUAAUUACCUAUCUGAUACUAUAUUUUUCCACCUACCAGGGCUAACUGAGCCUGCGCAUACUGUGUAUGCAAUAUCCUGUUUCCGGCAAAUCCCAAUAGAGCAAGUGGUACAAAAAACAGAGGACAUGACAAGAAGUUCAGUUCAAAAGAGUGUCUGUGUUGUGUGCCAGUGGCCCCUGUUUGGAAGGCUGGCGGUGAAGAUGGAGCUGGUAGUCAGAGCAUGGUUCCUGCAGGGAGACUUCUCACAGACCAAGCUUCUGGAAGAUGCAUACACACACCUCAACAGCUGCCCUGUUCAGAUUGAUCAAACACUAGAAGGUUUAUCAGUCCUCCGGCUAGUGGAGUCGUGGCGGCACAAGGCGCUGCUUCUGUUCAAGCUGCUGCUUCUCCGGCGGCGGGUGCUGGUGUACGGCGCGCCGGCCGGGCCGCUGUCGGCCGCGCUGCUCACGCUGGUGUCGCUGCUGCCGCGCUGCCUGGAGCACGGGCUGGGCAAAGCCGCUAAUGUCGUAUUGUCCAGGCCAUUAUCUCCCAUCCCUAUGGCACUAGAUAACAAAUCGGAGGACAUUGUUGACACCGCAACCGACAUCGUGAACGAGCCGUACAUAAACGGUUCAACUCAAAUAGAUGACGAACUUACGCCUAAAGAAUCUGGAAAUUUAAUGGAAGAAAAGGAUAGAGUUAGCCGGCAGAGCUUUGAUGAAACGCUACUAGCAGAUGUUGACAGACAAGACUUAACUAGCAGAGACAAAUGCCACAGCGUUGGGGAAAAGUACAAAACUCAAAAACCACUAGUCGAAGCCCAGCAAAGCCCAACUAUGGCUAGAGAUAUGAGCGUUGAUGGCUUGUACAACUUAACAAGUCAGAUUGACCAAACUGAGUGCGGGCUUCCAUUAUCACUAUUCGAGGAUGGUUAUCUCUGUCUACCAUACUUAUCUUUACAGUACUUAGAUCUUUUGUCAGAUCCAGCCGUACAGGGUUUCGUGGUGGGUGCGUCUAAUGUUUUAUUUAAGCAGAAACGUCAGUUGUUCGAUGUGCUCGUAGAGCUGAAUGAGAUGAGGAUAGAGACAGGGGAUUUGAUGCUGCGAAGACAGCUGGCGCUCGGGACGGAAGACCUGAGGUUUGCUGACCACGUGGUGCGGCACGGCGCUUCGCAGGGCGACGCGUGGAUACGAGACCAAUUUGCCAGCUACUUAAUUUACCUCUUAAGGACAUCUUUACUGCCAGAGGGUAGUCGGGAAAUCGACCCGUACAAUGCUCAAUUCAUGUCGGCGUUCAAAGCCACACCGGCGUACCAGCAGUGGCUGAAGACGACCAACAACGGUGACGUCGAGGCGUUCGCUAACCUCGCGCCGAUCCAUCCGUUCGCCGGGCAGCUAUCCGUGGCUGAUAUGAAGCUUAAAAUCGCGCACUCCAUGUCGACGAGCGAGGGCGGGCGCAAGGUGACGGCGGCGGUGGCGAGUACGGGCCGCGCCGUGGCCACCACGUCGCGCGCCGUCGGCGGCGCGCUGUCGCAGGCGCGCGGCGCGCUCUCGGGCUGGUGGAGCGCGCUCACCGCGCCGCCGCCGCUCCACGCCGACGCCGACCCCGAGCUCGCCGAGCACGCCGACCCCGCCGGAGACAACAGGAGGGACGAGCGCGCCGACACGCCCGACCCUCCCGACAAAUCCAUAGAGGAAACCUCCACCGCCCUCAAUAAAAUACAGGUCGUAUAAUCGGACGCGUACGUACGUUUUGAUUGUCGCUUCGUAGUAUUCUAGAUAUCUAAAUUAGGUCUAUUGUAAAUAUAAUUCCGUGUAGUAUGUUCCUUGUAACGGUGUAUCCGGCCGUCGAGUUGUAGCGAUGGUGGCCAUUAGAUUUUUUUACAGUGAUAUCCAUACUAAUAUU